This is a messenger RNA of Trichoplusia ni (cabbage looper), 3315 nucleotides long. It is a transcript of the gene Btl, whose product is annotated as fibroblast growth factor receptor homolog 1-like. The record is from RefSeq and is a predicted model, not a curated record. Gene Ontology annotation, molecular function: ATP binding; fibroblast growth factor receptor activity. Lineage: Eukaryota; Metazoa; Arthropoda; Insecta; Lepidoptera; Noctuidae. The transcript is spliced from 15 exons. Gene Ontology annotation, biological process: protein phosphorylation; fibroblast growth factor receptor signaling pathway; multicellular organism development. The coding region runs from base 351 to 2900 and encodes 849 amino acids. Gene Ontology annotation, cellular component: membrane; signaling receptor complex.
AGCAGGACGCGCGCGCUUUCCGCCGCGGUUCCAAUUACGGCGCACGCGCACCGCUGAAAGCUCGCUCGCGCCGAUUCUCUUCAGUCAUCUUGCAAAGCUCGACGCGUGCGGUCGCCUUGUAAGUGUCGAACAAUAAUCGAAUUUUCACGUUACGGAGCUAAACUUUAUUGUGACCGUGUCCAAGUGAUUGUGUUAUCAACUUUCAGUGACGUUUUGUGUUUGAUAUUGACAUUUUUUAUUGUAUAGUGACAUUUUGUGACGUAGCGGAUAGUCCGAGAGGGAAUUGUGUUCAUUCCCAGAAGUUGAAUCUAAUGGAUCCCAAUAAGAGGAGUUGAGUUUGUCGGUGAAACAUGAAUCUCGCCGUGAUUGCGUUUUGGCGCGAAAUGCCAUUUGCCAUUACGUUCCUGUUGGCAACGGCGUGUGUUGUUACCGCAAGAGAUAUUGUUUUAGACAAAGACUACACACAUUUAGAAGCGUCACUCAACGAACGUCUUCGUCUGACGUGCGGUGUCAAGCCAUCUGAGAAGUCAGCAGUGCUGUGGUACAAGGAUGGUCAGGUCGUGGAUUCACAGAGGAGCAGGGUAGUCCAACAGAGGCAAUGGUUACGGAUAAAAGGACUCAGACCCAAAGAUACGGGGCUGUACGCUUGUAGGACUGACAAUGAUGAAGCCAAAGAAAUGACAGUUAGAAUCAGCUUAAAACACAACACCGCCCAAGAUAUUGAAGAUUACCAAGCGGACAUGGGCGAUCGAGCUCUCCCUGAAACACUAUCUCAAGUCAAAAGUGCAGCUCUAGUAGAAAACAAUACACUCGACGAAAAUGCAACGGACAGCAAACGAUACUCCAAGGACGAUGAUCCUGAUGAGAAGGGGGAGAAAGACCAUCCCAACUAUGGACAUGUCGAUGAGAAGCAAGAAUACUUCCCUCCAAGGUUCAAGCAUCCGACGAAAAUGUUCAAAAUGGAUAUGAAACCAGCUGGGAAUUCUAUAAGGCUGAGGUGUGCCGCCGAAGGAAAUCCAACGCCGAACAUAACUUGGUACAAGAACAGGAGCACCCCAAUAUCCAGGGUGUUCUUCCAACCCUCCUAUGGGAAGUGGUCGAUGGCUUUGGACGAGUUGACUAAAGCCGACAACGGAAACUACACUUGUGUCGUCUGCAACCAGCUCGGUUGUAUCGAGCAUACUGUUGUACUUCAUAUUCAAGAGCGGCUUUACGCGAAGCCAGUACUGACUCGUGGGGCCGACAACCAAACAGUUGUGGUCGGGGAGACAGCUCGCUUCGAGUGCCAGUUCCUAACUGACCUCCACCCCUCAGUCUACUGGAUGUAUUUCACCAGAGACGAGUACAUUUACAAUGAAACUGUCGAUCCCAGUGAUGCGACCACCAAGGAGAAUGUAGUCUACUUCGAUAGGAACAAAGUUGUCGUGAGUGAAAACGCUACGGACAAACCAGAACAGUUAACAAUAUACAAUGUUACUAAGGAAGAUGAGGGAUGGUAUGUGUGCGUAGCACUCAACAGUCUAGGAAACACUACGGCAAGGGGAUUCUUGACUGUUUUAGAAUCACCACCUGUCCAAGAAGCGCCUGACCAUGGGAAGCACACGCUGCUUAUCAAUAUACUGACCGUGGUCCUUGGAGCCAUGUUCUUCGUAGCCGCGAUAAUAGUGGUGAUGAUCUGCAAGAAGUUAAAGAGGGAGAAGGAACAGAAGCAGCUCGCGAUAGAGACAGCGAGAGCAGUAAUAGUGACGCACUGGACCAAGAAGGUGACGGUAGAGAAACCGGCGUUGAAUGGAUCGCCGACUGCUACCGGUGAAGCUUUGCUGAUGCCAGUAGUGAAAAUCGAGAAACAGAAGCUAUCGCAAGUGCAGAACACGACAAACGAUUCAAUGAUGAUGUCCGAAUACGAGUUGCCGAUGGACAUCGACUGGGAGGUCCCGAGAGAGUCCCUGUGCUUAGGCAAGGUACUCGGUGAGGGCGAGUUUGGCAAGGUCGUGAAGGCCGAGUGUGUUGGAAUAUUGAAGCCUGGAAUGCAAUCGGUGGUUGCUGUUAAGAUGUUAAAAGAGGGCCACACUGACGCAGAGAUGAUGGCACUUGUCUCGGAGAUGGAGAUGAUGAAGAUGAUUGGGAAGCACGUCAACAUCAUCAACUUGCUGGGAUGCUGCACGCAGGACGGACCUCUGUACGUCAUCGUGGAGUACGCGCCCAAUGGAAACUUGAGGGAGUUCCUGAGGAACCACAGACCUGGAAACAGAUACGAAUCACCGACCGAUGACUUGAAAGAGAAGAAAACUCUUACACAAAAGGAUCUUGUUUCAUUUUCAUAUCAAGUUGCCCGAGGAAUGGAAUACUUAGCUUCUAGACGGUGUAUCCACCGAGAUUUGGCAGCUCGUAACGUUCUCGUCUCCGACGAUUGCAUCCUCAAGAUAGCAGACUUUGGUCUCGCUAAGGAUGUCCACAGCAACGACUACUACAGGAAGAAGACGGAAGGCAGGCUGCCCGUCCGGUGGAUGGCUCCAGAGUCACUCUACCACAAAGUGUUUACUACACAGACUGAUGUCUGGUCCUUCGGCGUGCUCCUGUGGGAGAUCAUGACGCUGGGCGGCACGCCGUACCCCACCGUGCCGGGACAGUACAUGUACCAGCAUCUCAGCGCAGGACACCGGAUGGAGAAGCCGCCUUGCUGUAGUCUUGAAAUAUACAUGCUGAUGCGCGAGUGCUGGUCCUUCUCUCCGGGCGACAGACCGUCCUUCACGGAACUAGUGGAGGACCUGGACAAGAUCCUCACAGUGACUGCCAACCAGGAGUACCUGGAUCUUGGACUUCCACAGUUGGACACCCCCCCUUCAAGUUACGACGGCUCAGGGGAUGAAAGCGAUAGUGACUUUCCAUUCAUUAAGUAGACUGUUAGUGAUCUUUGGCAGGUAGCAACCGCACGUUGUUUUAUGGAAUAGUUGUGCCUUACCCUGGCAAAGGAGAGUGUCUUUCACCAAGCAACGACGUCAGAAGGAUGAUGUUUUUGAUAAAUAUUCUUGGAUGUAGUGUUAUUUUACCAUUUCGCCAGUAUUGGGCACUUACAGUAAUCUUGAAACAGUGUUUUUGCCGUUGUGGAAGCAAGACGCCACUUCAUACAAUGGCUGUCUCUUUUCCAACAUGUUAAGUCCUGCUUCAAGAUCUGAUACUAUAGAUACAAGAGUACGAAUUUUAACAUCAAAACUUUUUGAUAUUUCAUGAUCAUAUAAGUAUUGAUGACGCAUCAGAAGGCUAUGUAUAUGCUACCCUUUUAGCCGAACUUAAUAUUAAACCCACCAAUUACAA